AUGCAGAUAGCAGACUUGUUGCUCCCUGAUCUACCACUGGGUAUAGUGGGGUUCUAUACAAGUGAAACAACACCUCGUGCAUUCCCCGUUGUUGCUGUUGCUACUAGUUCUUGCAUUUAUAUAUACAGAAAUCUGAAAUUAUUUUUCAAGUAUUAUUUGCCUUCAGUUGAGUUAAGUACAUGUGAAUUGGAAAUAUGGAAACAGUUAAUGGACCCCAUUAAUCAAAAUAAUAAGUCCCUCACAGGUCUGACAGCAAGUCUGCAGACAAUACCACAGAAGGUUCUAAGCAGCCAAUCACAACAUUUCUUAAUAUUGGAUGCUGAGCAAAGGCUGGAGUAUGUAGAACAGAUGACCGGGCUACCGGGUUGUAAGAAUGUUGAGAUUGCUUGUAUAACCACAUUAAAAAUACAUUCGGUGGAUAAAUAUGCAAUAAGUUGUCUAGUUGUUGGGACCGAAGAAGGAGAAGUUAUUAUUUUAGAACCAGCUACAUUUACAACUGCAAAUAUAGCUAAGUUAUGUGCCAUUAAGAAGACACCCUAUCAAAUGGUUGCAACUGGAUUGUACAGUGUUGACUACAGAAUUACUAUCGCUACCAGAGAGAAAUCGGUAUGCCUAUUGAAACGGGACUGGAAAGAAGGUCAAUUGUUAUUCAACACUGAUGAACACAUCAUAGCGAUUGAAGUCUCCACUAUUGACAAUAGCAUAUUUGUUAUAUGCUGUGACAAGAAAUUCUCGUGUUACAGUAAAAAGGGAAAAAAAUUGUGGUCCCUAAAUUUGGAGCACCGACCCAUCGCUGUGACUUUGGUGCCGAUAAUGCAUUUAGGGAUCACAUUGACAGCAGUCGCAUUGGCAUCUGGACAUCUGCAUUUGUACGAUGGAAAUUCUCUGAGGGAUACCAUGUUUGUAAAGGAAGUGGUUUCAGCGGUGAAGUUUGGCCAGCUGGGUCAGGAAGAGAAUGUUUUCAUCAUAAUAACUAACAGCGGCGGCUUGGCGUUGAAGAUAUUGAAACGCACGGCGGAGUUCCUGGCGGCGGCGGGCGGCGUGGCGGCGGCCGGGGCUCCGCCCCCUCAGCCCUGGCUGCUGCCCAAGAGGUCCAAGCUGUUCCUGGAGCAGUCGGCCAGGGAGCGCGAGAACGCCGUCGCCAUGCACCAGGCCUUCCAGCUGGAGCUGAGCCGCCUACGUCUGGAAUCCGCGCGCGUUCUUCUAGCCGCUCACUCCAGCGGCGACAACUCCGUGGCGACAGGUGCCCUGGAACCAGUACGGCUCUCGGCCGAGGUGGAGGGCUUGGGCCCGGUGUUUCGAGUCACGCUCGUCGUCGAGAACUCGUCCAGUGACAAAGCUGUCAUUGGUCUCGCUCUCCUUUUUAAUGCACACACAAACUACAAGAUCUCCAGACCGUACUUGAAGGUGCCGCUUCUGCCACCGAACAGCCGUGUACAGCUGCGCACGAGGGUGGAGGAAUUGUUCGGGGAUGAGAUCAGCCCCGAGGUGCUCCUCCGCGGCGUCACGGGCCGCGGGGGGGAGCGCUGCCUCCUCAAGGUGCUGCUCCUCAAGGACGGCCGCAGGUCACCAGCGCUCGCCGCUACCGUCCAGAUACCACCAACCGACCCAAUGAUGGUGCCCUACGACAGGCUACUACCCGCCACCGAUUUCGAC
Molecule: messenger RNA, 1656 nt
Organism: Iphiclides podalirius (scarce swallowtail)
Lineage: Eukaryota; Metazoa; Arthropoda; Insecta; Lepidoptera; Papilionidae
Source: the annotation of a GenBank genome assembly